UCAGUCCGCUCCGAUCCACGCUUUGGGAUUUAGCGGAUUUUUCUGUCAAAAGGUCAACGUGGGAUAAGAAGAUGCCAUUUCCCGACGUCCUCCUUGAGUUUUUAGCGGCAAUCGAACAAGUUGAGUGCGGUAAUUACGCGCUGGUUACUUCGUCGUUGGAGGAGAAACUUUUAUUUGGAUUUUAUCAGGAACAGUGAUUUGGGAAUUGGAAAAUAUCGACUUCGAAUAUUUUAGCUGAAACGGAUUAAUCGUGUCAAAACAAAACGAUUUUCUCCCUUUUUUUUUUUUUUUUUUAUCUUUUGACAGUUUUUCGUGCGUACUUUGUCGUGCCACGUUAUCCAAAGAUAAACACUUUUACGCGUAAGGAGAGGAUGCUAACUUCUAACCACGAGGGCACUUUUCUUAUUUUUGUAAUGUUUAAAUGAACAAAAGAAAGCAAUGAUGAUUUCGGAGGAGAGAAGCAGUCCCGUGAAUAAUAAACAAAGUCUGAACCUCUCCGUGGGUUUGCUCAUCCGCUCCCCAAAGAGACGCCUCGCCAAACUGGGACGAAAACCCAGCAAUGGUUCCAUGCAAUCCACCCAGUCUGACAGCACCGUUCGCUCCUCGGAGAGCGUGGGGGUCCGGCAGCCCGCCAAAAGCAAAAUCCGUCGCCAUAACAACCGCCUCUCCAGCGUCUUCGGCCACAGCCCAAACCUGCGGGACUCCAGGGCAGCUCGCCGGGGCAACCUGACGGACAGUGGCAGCCUCGGCGGGGACCUGCACGCCAACGACGACCCCUCCGAACUGUCCCAUCAGAAAUCGGCGCCGGGGAUUUUGAAGAUUUUUGGCAGCGACAUUUGUCAAGGGACCAACUACAAAAGUGUGCUGGCCACGAUUCAGUCAGAGGCGAAGGAGCUCGUGAAAGAGGCACUGGAGAGGUACUGUCUGGAGAAGGAGGAGCCCGGGGACUACGUGCUGUGUGACGUGAUUGGCCGGACCGUGGAGAACCACUGGAAGAGGGAGUGUUUCCGUGUGGUUGGCGACGCGGAGAAGCCCCUCCUCCUGCAGUCGCUAUGGAAACCCAAAGAUGGCUUCUCCAGGCGCUUUGAGAUCCAGCGCAGAGCCAGUGUGGAGGAGCAGAGCCUGAAGAACAGAGACACAGUGACCGCAGGUCUAAAUGCACAGGUCCGUAAGCUGCAGAAGACCAGGUCGCGCGUGGCCUCUCUGUUCGUGGAUGGGAGCGGAGAAGGUGUAGACGGACUGGGUUUGUGGAGGAGUCUCAGCGACAUGGACGUGUCGACCAUGGGGAAAGAGGCGCUCCGAGCUCAACAGAGCCAAAACCAGAACCAGAACCAGCUCAGGGAGGAGCAGGAGGCGGAGGUCGACAAAGAGGAGCUGAGGCUGGGGCAGGAGAAGGAGGAGACGGAGAGCAGCGACGAUAACACCACACAAUACUCCAUCCACCCGCCAUUUGACUUCCCCUAUUUUCUACUACUGCAGGGAUACAACCACAGACAGGAUUUCGUGAUCUACCUGAUGAGCGGGACCACCACGAUAUUCGGCUGCUGUCAGGAGCACAGUAACGGGGAGGACGAAGAGCGCCUCAAAGUGGACAUUCUGUUAUUCGCGCCAGAUGUUUUACCACAACAUUGCUGCGUGCGCCGUCUGGAUUGUACCAACUCCACCUCCGCUACGGGGGAGUCCAAAAAAUCCACCACCACCAUGCUUAAACCUUUGCACGGAGCCCCCGUCACUCGAAAUGGGUUCCUUCUCAAAGACGAGGUCGAGUUAAGUCCUGGAGAUCUCGUCGGAUUGGGAAAGCACUAUUUGUUUAUGUUUAAAGACCCAACUAGUUCUUCCACAUCGCCACAAACUCCUCCAUGGAUGACGAAACUAUGUCCCAACUCCGACCCCAAAACAUCUUGCUUUUCUUGCGAUUCUCCACAAAAACUGACAAGCAAAUUUUUCGCACCAUGCUGGAGAGAUUUGGAAGGGAGAGAAGCAGCGGUUAGCUACGAUUUAAACCAGGAAGAAGAAAUUUUAGAAAAGAUUUUGACAAUGUUGGACCCCAGUGGAAGUGAACCAAAAUUAACCCCGGCAUUCCUGCUGAGUUUGUGCAUCCAGCAUUCUGCGAGCACGUUUGAGCUCGCACAUUUGAGACAACUGCUGCUUCGGAUAGCCAGUCAAAUCCAGCAGAUUAUGUGGGACAAGACAAAGGAGCUCGCAGCGAUACAACCAGAAACAGACGGUGGAGCAGAGCCGGAGCUGAGCACAGAGAGUCUGAUCCCAGGCUUGCGCCCCCUAGUGCUGUGGAUGGCCAACUCCAUAGAGCUGCUUCACUUUAUCCAACACGAGGUCCCACAGCUGCUGCCAUAUAAACAAGACCAGGAAGACCAAGCUCUCCUGGAUUCUGAGUUGUCGUCCACGCGUACAGCCUGUGAGGAGGCCAUGACGGUGCUGGAGGAGGUCAUCAUGUUCACCUUUCAACAGUCGGUCUACUACAUCACAAAGAGCAUGUACUCGGCGCUGCCCGGGCUGCUGGAGGGGAACCCGUUCUCGGACACAGGGCAGCUGAAGGUCCCAGAGGGGCUGGGUCAUGUCCUGGACGUCCUGAAGGAGGCGCUAAAGCUGCUCACCGCCUUCCAGGUCCACCCCGACAUCUCACUCCAGCUCUGCGCCUACCUCUUCUUCUUCAUUAACGCUUCACUCUUCAACGCUUUAAUGGAGAGAGGCUCGGUGGUUGGAUUUUACCAGUGGUCUCGCGGGGUUCAGAUAAGAGCGAACCUGGACCUCCUCAUGGACUUCACGCAGAGCAUCGGUUUGAGUGACGUCGCUGCUGAAUUCUUCCAAAAGCUGUCAGCGGCUGUGAAUCUGCUGGCCACGCCCAAAGAGACCCUCCUGCAGGCGUCAUGGUCCAGUCUGAGGGCGGAGUUUGCCGCUCUGAACCCGGCCCAGCUCCACCACAUGCUCCGGGAGUACAGCUCCACGCGCACCGGCCCCCCCUGCUGGAGCCCUGCCGGGGAGGACAGGGGCGCCGCGCACAGGACAGCUGACAUCUUGGAGAGUUUUGAUAAUCACCCUCCGCUGAUCCUGCCCAGCGCCACCUUUAACCUGGAGCUGGGGAAGCCCAUCGUGGACCAGGGCCUGUUCGAGCAGCUCACAGUCCUGCAGAGAUUUAUCCAACAACUGGCUGAAAAAGACACAACCAAAACAGAAGAGGGCCAGCAGACACUCCCCGACAGCCAGUCUCUACCCCAGGCCUGUUCGGGGGCACCUCCAGAUCCAGACCAGGACUGCCCCCCUGCGGAGCCCAUCCACCCCCGAGGCCCUCACUCCGACCUGGGCAGCUGUGAGGCCGAGCUGACCCAUAAACUCAAGAGUCUGGAGAUACAGAGCUCCCUCCCAGGACCGGACGACCGGGGGUCCCACAAGAGCCUGGCUUUGGACCCCUCGUGUUUGCUGACGCCUCCAAACACGCCACAGGGCAUGGAGCUGAACGAGCUGGAGAGUGACCUGAGGGAGGGGGCCAGUCUGCAGAGGAAAGCGAAUGAAAGUGGCGAGCGGCGGUUGGAGGAGGAGGAGGUAGAGAGUGAGGAGGUGUUCACGGUGGAGCUACAGAAAGGACCUCAGGGUUUGGGACUGGCCCUCGUGGACGGGACGAAAACUCCUCUUCAGAUGAGUGGGAUCUAUGUGAAGUCUGUGGUCCCAGAGUCUCCGGCCGCUCGGUGUCUCAAACUGAAGGUCGGGGACAGGAUCCUGGCUGUGAACGGCAUCAGCCUCGUGGGGAUGGAGUACAGCAUUGGGAAAGAGCUGAUCCGAUCGUCAGGAGACAUUCUCAAACUGCUGGUGGCCAAAAUCGACCCUAAAAUUGUCAACAAAACCACAAUCACCACCAAAUGCUGAGAAGAGACGAGAUGUGUUUUUGAAUGCGUCUGGGAGAAGAUUACAAAACAUUUAAACUUACUUUUUAUCGGAUUUCCAAAGCCAGUAUUGUACCAGUUUUAUUUCCAACCAAAGACCAGUGGGCAACCUGUUUAUUUUUUUCUAUUUUUUGUUAUUGUUUAGCAAGACAAUCGACCUACGCUGUGCAACUCCCGACUCAUGUCUAAGGACCAAAAAGAGACAUUUGUGGCAUUUUGGUCAAGACCAGUUUAUACGAGUGACUUAUUUUGCAAAAGCAGGUUUUUUAGAGCUAUAAACAACAUCAGGCCUGGCUCCAAGAUCAUAAAUUGUGGUGAGAAGAAUGGCGGUUGCGAUGCUGAAAUGACUAUUUGUAAAUUUGAUGCUUUCUACCAAAAAAGGUUCAGUAUUUUUACCUCAAGACAACGCAGAGGAAAGGAAACUAUUCAAGAGAGUUUUGGAAUACACUACCAGUCAAAAGUUUGGACACACCCUCUCAUUCAAUGUUUUUUUUUUCUUUUUAUUUACUACUUUCUACGUUUUAGGCACACACAGAAGACAGCAAUACAUGAUGUAAGGUGUAUGGAAUUAUGUAGCAGAUAAAAGAGAGUUAAAUAUCUCAAAAUUAAAUAAAUAUGUUUAAUGUUUUCUAUUCAAAUCCUCAAAGUAUCCAUGCUUUGCUUUGUUGAGAAUGCUCUAAACCCUUGGCCAAGUGUCUCCUGAAAUGGUUUUCACCUCACAUCUGUGCCUUGUCAAGGUCAACAAACGCCAAAUACGCAAACCAGGGUAUUUAUUUUUUAAUCUAAACACAUUUUGAGUUAUUCUGAGUUUAUUUUUUGUUUGCUACAUUCCGUGUGAGUUCAUUCAUAGUUUGAUGUCUUCAGAGAAAAUCUACAACGCAAAUAAUCGUGGAAAUAAAGAAGAAAAAGUGUGUCCAAACAUUAGACAGUAUAAACAAGUGGACUAAGGGAGUGUGACAUUAUCGUUCGAAGCUCAUGAGGCUAGCAGUUGCAGGAGCGAAUUUGGAGUCGAGUUCCAUAUUAGGAAUAGGAACUGAUUUAAAAACACCAGAAUCAUGUAGGGCAGGUUAAUACGAACAUUUUAAGACCAAAAUGAGGAGCCUGACAGCAGCGGUUACAGAGAGAGUGGGGACUGCUUUUUCAAUACAAAAUGAAUUGAGCCAGAGUCGAUGGAGCCGGAAGCACCCCCCCCAUGCUCACUUCCUAGUUUGAACGCACCAUUUAUCAUUUAUGUAGUCCAAACUUUUGACUGGUUGUGUAAGUGAAAUUUGACACGACAAAAGUAUGUUUGUGUAACCAAGUCAUAUUGUCAAAGAACAUCUCAUUUUAGCACAGUUUUGAACACAUUAUAUUGUCAAUGUUAUCAAUGUUUUUUUUUGUGUACAUUUUAUUUCUAUGUGUCAUUUAAAUGUGCACUGUGGCGUCUCCAUGGAGAUGCUGUUUCUUUGCCUGGAAUGUUCCACAGUAUGGUAUUAAAUGCAUUAUCUAUCUAUCAAACAUUUAUUUCAGUAUGAGUCCUUUUAUUUCUCAAAAAUGCCUUGCAAACAACUUACAGUGAGCGUGGUCGCCUCUCCACAGAUAUCUUGUGUCCAUGGAGAUAGAUAUGUUUUGUGGCAUAGUGUGGAACAUUCCUGGCAAAGAAUCUUCACGGAGAAGCUGGUGGAAACCUCUCCACCAGAAAAGUUACACAGUGCACCUUUAAAAACCAGCAAUCUCUAAUGUUUUUCAAUUCAAAACCAAUGUACUUUUUUCCUUUUACUGGAAGAUAAAUUUAUAGCAACAAAAGUACCUUGACCAUCUGCCUUUUGGUUCAGUUUAACUUGCUCUAUAAAAUAUUUCUGUCAUUAUUUAUUUAGAUUAAGAAAAUGUGUUUAUGCAUGGAUGGUCUGUGUACAUAAAAGUUCAAUCCAUUUUUGUUUGUCUCGUAUUACACUGUAACUGUACCCGAAUUAUUUUGACCAGGAUGACUGAAAAACUCCAGACUGGUGCUGUUGAAAAAGGCAAUACACCUGGACGAGAAGACUGGAGUUUUGACGCUUUGUACCAAAACUGAAAAAUUCACAACCAAACUAAUAAUUAUUUGUGUAUGCGUUUUAAAGUCCUAUACGCCAAAGUAAGAGUUCAAGAGUUCAAGAGUUCAAACUACCGUAGCACUAGCCACUAGCCAACAGUUUAACAUGUGAAUUUCUGUUAUAUGGCUGUACAUUCAAUUCUGAUGCAAAAAGUAUUCUGUUUGUAAUAUUUAUAUCUGUCAGUAUUUUGGAAAAUAAAAAUAUGGACUUGUUUUAAACAGA
Molecule: messenger RNA, 6193 nt
Organism: Boleophthalmus pectinirostris (great blue-spotted mudskipper)
Lineage: Eukaryota; Metazoa; Chordata; Actinopteri; Gobiiformes; Gobiidae
Gene: radil2a
Product: Ras association and DIL domains 2a
Exons: 16
Coding region: 439-3882 (1147 amino acids)
Biological process (GO): signal transduction; neural crest cell migration; substrate adhesion-dependent cell spreading
Cellular component (GO): microtubule
Molecular function (GO): GTPase binding
Source: RefSeq, a predicted model, not a curated record